Messenger RNA from Hyaloscypha bicolor E, 1049 nucleotides. RefSeq lists its product as uncharacterized. The coding region runs from base 153 to 1049 and encodes 298 amino acids. NCBI's taxonomy places the organism in Eukaryota, Fungi, Ascomycota, Leotiomycetes, Helotiales, Hyaloscyphaceae. The record is from RefSeq and is a predicted model, not a curated record. The transcript is spliced from 4 exons.
GUAACAUCGCUAGUGCCCUGCCUCCUGAACCUUAUAUAGGACGUUAAUGGUACUAUUACCUUCAGCCCUACGUCGCAUCCACAACAUCCACAAUAGCAUGAGAGCAUAAUUCGACGACAUUCGUGUCUAACUACUCCGCGGUCACAAUCCCCAUGAUGAACGUCAAUGACCUCCCUCCCGAAAACGACGCCGGUCCCAUUCUGAUGUGGGUAUCCGGCGUCCUGAUGACCUUCAUCAUCAUCAUUACCGCUCUCCGCAUCUUCGUCCGAAUGAAGAAUCGUAUCGUCGGAUGGGACGACGCUACGAUCCUCGUAGCCGCCGCCCUCGCCGCCAUAAGCCUCGGUUUUCAAAAUCGAGCAACCCAAACGAUCAGUAAAUACGGCUGGGCAGCGCAGAUUCUUCUCUUUUCUGCAGUUGCCUUCCUGGAAGUCUCAAUUUGUCUUUUGAUAUUGAGGAUCAAAGAUACGAGGGCGUUGAGGAUGGUGGUUUGCAAAGUUAUGGCGGGAGUAUUGAUAACGGAUUUCGGAUGGGUGAUUAUUUUGUUGGCGGAAAUGCAUCCGAGGGGGUCAUCAGCAGCGUGCUGGCCGAAUAAGAUACGGAUUUCUUCUAUUUAUGCUACGAUUGCGGCAUAUCCUGUCGUGACUGAUCUGGUUCUCUCCCUCGUUCCCCUGUUUGUUGUUUGGAAAGUCAAGAUUCCACUACGGACUAAAAUAUGUAGUCACAUCGAACUCUUCCUCGGCAUCAUAGCCGCCAACCUUACCCUCUCACGCGCCGUCUACCUCUUCUUUUUCGCACCCAAUCACAACCGUCCGAUCAGCUCGCAAUACACGCCGAACUCAGAAGCCCUUUCGCCUCGGUUCUCGUGUAGUAGGUUGAGGGGAGAUUAUGUGAGCAGGACGAAUACGAUUGUGGAGUAUAAUGGGAAGCGGGAGAGGACGAUGACGAAUCGGAGUAGCAAUAGUGAGAUUGAACUUGUGCCGGGGAUUCAGAAGAAGACGGAGUUCUGCGUUAGUGAGGGCGAGGGAGACAAGGGGAGUGAGAAGGUUUGA